Molecule: messenger RNA, 2229 nt
Organism: Pimephales promelas (fathead minnow)
Lineage: Eukaryota; Metazoa; Chordata; Actinopteri; Cypriniformes; Leuciscidae
Gene: naa50
Product: N-alpha-acetyltransferase 50, NatE catalytic subunit
Biological process (GO): mitotic sister chromatid cohesion
Cellular component (GO): NatA complex
Molecular function (GO): acyltransferase activity, transferring groups other than amino-acyl groups
Source: RefSeq, a predicted model, not a curated record
GGUUGACAGCAGCAGUCGCCCAGAACUAGCGUUGCCAAAUCCUUUGUUUCGACUUGUUACUGAUGUGAGAUUGUAAGUGAAUUUCCAAGGAUUAAACGCGUGCUCAUGUCUAUCCACAUCACAUUAACUGUUAUAGUCUAUUAGGACUAUUUCAAAACAAUUAUAACAUCUUUUAAUUUGGUGCUUAUCCUGAUUUAAAUUGUUUGCGGCGAUUUAAUCGCAAAGAUCUGGCAACCCUCGGCCACAGCACAGAGGCAAAUGCGGACUGCUUAGCUAGUGUGCUAGCAGCAUACAUGUGGAGGGGAUCACAUCCCAAACUCUGCCCAAAUUCCCCUUUAGACUGCCAAAUACCGCCAACUGCCCCUGUAUCGCUCACAACAAACGUGUUUUCUUCAACAUGAAAGGUAGCCGGAUCGAGUUGGGGGACGUUACACCCCACAACAUUAAACAGUUGAAGCGGCUGAACCAAGUGAUCUUCCCUGUCAGCUACAAUGACAAGUUCUACAAAGAUGUUCUUGAAGUAGGAGAGCUCGCCAAGCUAGCGUAUUUCAACGACAUUGCAGUUGGUGCCGUGUGCUGUAGAGUGGAUCACUCUCAGAACCAGAAGCGCCUCUACAUCAUGACACUGGGUUGUCUAGCACCUUACCGCAGACUUGGCAUUGGAACAAAAAUGCUGAACCAUGUGUUGAACAUUUGUGAGAAGGAUGGCACUUUUGACAACAUUUACCUUCAUGUGCAGAUCAGCAAUGAGUCUGCAAUUGACUUCUACCAGAAAUUUGGCUUUGAGAUCAUUGAGACAAAAAAGAACUAUUACAAGAGGAUAGAGCCAGCAGAUGCCCACGUUCUUCAGAAAAGCUUGCGCAGCCCGUGUGCGCCCCCAGCAGGAGAGCUGCAGAAAGCCAACUAGGGGUCGAAGCGAAACACCACAUUGGUUUCUUCCCCCAAAUGGAACUGUAACAGAUGCCCCAGGGUUGACACUCAACACUUUCUUCAGAGGACAUUUUAGACAGAAAAAAAUCAAUGACGUAUUUGCUGCAUUUAUUGUGCAAAAACUUUAGUUUCAAAUUAAAAAAAAUUUUUUUUGGUUUCAUCAUUUAGAGUUGAAAUUACAUGGAGGUUUUCAAGCAGAAUUCAUAAGUGCUCCAAAAAGCUGCUGACUUCCUAUUGAUCUGACAUGGUGAAGGUUGUUUUCAAAGUAUACAGUUUGCAUUUUUUUAAGGUAAGGGGACAUCGCUUUGCUUGGACAAAACAAUAGAACAAAAGAGGUAAAGUCUUUUUAAAAUAUGACUCGAUACGCCCCAGCUGGCAACCUUGGAGGGAUUGUUUGAAUCGUCUUAGGGGAACUUGGAAUCCGCAGACCUCAAUCACCCCGCCAUCUGAGCCCUCGGACAUGCGGCAAGGGAAUCUGCAGGUAGCUGAGACCUCCUGUUUCACCAUACAGGCAAUAUGCAAUGUUGGAGGGUUGCAUUUGAUGCAAUGUCUCCUUGUGAUGUCAGCCGCCUCAGUCUGCGUUGAGGCUAGCGUAAAGCCCCCUCGAACAAGAGAGUGGUACUGUUUUAGUAUGGAGGAGGUUAAGGGGAGUAAACUCCACUUGUUUGUGAAUGUUUUGUUUAUCAGCCCAUUAUUUAAUAUCCCCAUCUGUUUUCUUCCUUUUUUUUAAUAUGUGGAUUGAGUCCGGGCUUUUCCUGGGGUUUACAGUAAUGCUGCCUGUGAGAUGUUAUAGCUUCAGAUAGCAAGAUAUGGCUUUUUUAUGGGCCUUGACGGUUGCAUUGUUUAUGGUGGAUGUGGUUCUCAAAUACUAUAAUCCACCAGGACUUAAAUUUAGAGUUUAGUAGUUGUUGUUUUAUUUGAAAGUUUCAUUUCCCCCCACCUAUUACCUGCCUGACUGUUUCUAACUUUAAAUCCAAGCCUCUCACUUGUUAACUCAUCAGAGAUAAAUCCUCCCACAAUGCAACAGUUACAUUUCAGUGAUGUUCACUGACCACCACCUAUUUUCCAUAUACACUGUGGAAGUGAAAAAGGUUAGUUCUACAAGUUAUUGUAUAGGACUUACAGAACCAGAUCCCAGGAAAAGCCUUGACUCAGUGCAUGCCAAGGGAGACAUGCCCUCUCCAUUGUAGUAAAAGCAUGUUUUUUGUUCCUCCUUUCUUUGGAAAAUUUUAUCUUUUUCUGGAGCUCUAUAUUGUAUGACUUUUAAACCUCUAAAUAAAAAAAAUACUAUUUGCAUUA